This is a messenger RNA of Jaminaea rosea, 1072 nucleotides long. RefSeq lists its product as hypothetical. NCBI's taxonomy places the organism in Eukaryota, Fungi, Basidiomycota, Exobasidiomycetes, Microstromatales. The record is from RefSeq and is a predicted model, not a curated record. The transcript has a single exon. The coding region runs from base 265 to 954 and encodes 229 amino acids.
AGCGAACGCCUCUGUAGCGUGCAUCGAGCCUACGCCUACGACGACGAUGGCGAUGCCGCUACCUUGGGCCAAUGGCCAUGACCAGCUCGUGCUAGGCCAACCUCGUCCAACACCAACCACCCCUCCCUCCCCGCCUCCUCGUCAUCCCUCCCACUCUUUCCCAAGCACCACGAGCGCAGCCUCGCCGCCCUCCGCGACCCCCGCUCCAGAGUACUACAUGGAUCUAAAGCGACGCAGCGCACCGCCGCCUCACCUCGAGCCAAGAUGGGACUCCUGCCACGCCCCUCCAUGCCCACCGCACACCGACGUAGUCUGGGUUGCCUCGACGAAGACGGUGAGCGAGCCCAAGCCUACGAGCACAAGCUGCUACACGACGACGAAGACGUCGACGUACUACCAGACGUGAGUGGCGAGACUACCGCAGGGAGAAGCAGCCGUGCCCUCCUGACAUGGACACGAAUUCCCCCCGCCUUGCGCACGCACGCUACGUCGGCACGCGCGCAGCGAGCUCCACCAAUGGCUCACAACAGUCUACCCCGUCACUUCGACCAAAUGGAUCCAGAAGCCCACGCCCGUAGUGAUGACCAGCAGCGUGACCAGCUACUACUCGACGGUCCUAGCUCCGACUCCCACACCUGCUCCAUCACCCUGCGAUGGGUGUCAGGCCUCUCCUUUCUCCCCUGGUUGGAGCGGCAACGACGGCGAGCAUCACGACGGUGGAUGGUGGGACUGGCACCUCCCACCACAUCCGCACCUCUCCGUCGUCCCACCCUUACACGGCCCGCAGAUAGCCACCUUGAUAGUCAUCCCACUCAUGCUCCUCUUUACCCUCUUCGUCUGGCCAGUACAUCGCCUCGCCCUCUUCCUCUUACUGCCCUUUCAGCUCUAUACGAAUUUGGUGCACGAGAUCUUCCACUUGGCAGCAGGGGUGCUUGGUGGAGCUACGGUUUGUAGUGUUACGAUUGAUCCGUGAGUGCACGAGAUGCGAGUGGGAGGAGCGGGCCCCCGGAGCUGGCUAACUGUCGAAAUCCCUCUCCUCUCGGCUCAUUCGCAGGGGAUGUGGACCCUUGAG